UCUUGUUUUAGUGUCCGGGGCACUUGCAAACAUAUCUGCAAUAACACUGCCUGGAAAUAUGAGCCAUUUUCUCAAUCCUUCUCAUUUCAAGCCAGCCGCCAAUUCAUCUCUGGUGCCGCUGGUCCCAGAGACGAGUAAGAAUGUAUCUCAGGAUGAAUUAAUAGAAGCUGAGGAGAGUUCUAGAACUGAACGACGAGCUCGGAGCCGUGGUGUCAGGGUAAACCAGAAUUCAUCAACUCAGAAACAAAGAACGGAUGUUGUUAUGGCCAAGGUUGGACCUGAACCUGUCCCAAAUCCUCUUGAACGAACCAUGUCAAUUCUUGACUUUACUCAACUAAGAGCUAAAAACUAUACAAGUGUUUCUGUUGUCAAUAAGAAGAAAAAUUACAACUGUGAGUUUUGUGAUUUUAUGACACCUCAGUUUAAUAUGUUAAAGAUACACUUGAAGAAAACCCAUUUAGAAAAUGCAAAUAAAAAUGUUCCUGAUCAUACGGUAAGUAAGAAGAGCGGGAAUAGUGAAGAUUCUUUGCUGAAAGUGACGAGCAAAUCGAACGAAAGGGUUCGAGCUGCGUCAGAUUCUCCUGUCAAAGAUAAAAGAAAAGCUACCAAGAGUAUUUUAAAAACCAGUUUACUUGCUUCUCAACCACCUAGGCAACCUGACCAGUCCCCGAUGAAAGCAUUAAGGGGUAGAGCUAAAAACAAGAUUUCUCCUAUAGUAAGAGAUACAGAGAAGCCGUUGAACCCGGGUAUAAUGAGUAAAGCUAAGAGUUCUGAACGCACCCUGAACACCGGUGCCAGGAAAAAUUCUUCGGAAGGAAAGGAUAAGACGAGUAAGACCAGACAGAGGAGUAAAACUAAGAGUUCUGAACGAACAUUGAACACCAGUUCCAAGAGGAAGUCGCAGGAAGGGUUGCGAGUAUCGUUGGGCAGGAACAAAGAAGGAAAGAAAACCAUGAACAAGUCUCAAGAGAAAUCCGUUUCAUCGAGUAAUAAGAGUAAAGAUAGAGGAAUGUCAACUGGUAGAAAUAUGUCUAAUGGUAGAAGUAGAAGCACAGAUCAGAACCGUGGAAGUAGUGCUAAGUGUACAUCUCUAACCAAGGAAAGGAAUACCUCCCAAAGUAAAAGCAAAGAUCGUAAUUCUGACCAGAAAAACAUUGAACCUCAGAAAAGAAAGUCUCUAGAAACGCUGGUCCAAGCCAAGAAAACAAAAUCAAAAUCUCCCAAAAGACCAAUCAAAGAACCCGUUCUUGGCUUUGAUGAGAAAUAUUUUCAAAUUACGGAGAAACAGGUGAUUUGUUUGGUGUGUCCAGGUGUUAGUAAAAUGCCUCAUAAAAAUGGAGUAAGACACAUGAAUACCGAAAAGCAUAAGAAAAACGUCCAGAUCAGCAACAAGGAACCAGAACAGGAAACACCGAGUUCAAAGAAGAAAACGGAUAACAAUAUAUCCCAGUUUGGAAGAUUGAGAAAGAACAGAAGCUCCUGGAUUGACAUGAGUAGUGAUUCGCCGAGUUUCCAAACUCCGGUUCCCGUCAAGAAAAAGAAACCUAACACCAAGAAAAAAACUACUGAUAUGAAGAAAACUAGCCAAGAUGAAACCAUUAUUAAAGAACCGGAGAAAGUUCGACGUUUGGUGAAAAAUCCUUUCAAAACUUUAAGCAGUAAAGAAGCCCUUAAAUUAUCCAAGAGUUCAGCUUCUGUACCGGUUAGUGAGCUAAGUGUAAACCCUAGAACUGUAAAGGAAAGGAUGAAGAACCAUGAGAUUAUUUCACAGAUAAAUAAAGAUCAUCAGGAUGAUUUGUUCCAAGGGGCACCUGAUCUUUGUAAUCUUCUGAAUGAUGACGCAUCUGAUGGAAGUGAGAUAAGUGUUGUCUCUGCAAGAACCCCUCUGGAAAAAUAUCAAUCUAACAGGAUUCCUAAAGAUGGUGAAAAUAAGACCCCGAAUCUACUGGUAGAGAGUAGUCCUGAUUCCCCAGUCAAAAACACGUUUAGCACACAAGCAUUUAUUCACAAGAAGAUAGCAGAGAAUAAGAAGAGUUUUGCUCGUGAGCUGAAGAGAAAGAAGUUUGUAUCAAAUCUCUCUACAGAAUUUGUUACUCAGGCCGCGAAGCAGCGUAAGAUUGACGCAAGCUGUCGUAUUAUUGAAACUUUGACGCAGAUGUCGGACGAUAACGAAGAUUCUGACGCGGAAGAUUGGUUUCCUGACGACGCCAAUUGCGGGAUUUCUCAUCUCUCCGCGCAGGGAUCAUUCCUCAACUCCAUUCGUUCCAGACAGCAGAAAAACCAGGGUAUAUCAAUACUUCAAAAAACGAAAAAGGGUGAACAUCAUCGACCUCCCUCCUCCCUCUCCAGCUACGAUCCCGGCCACCUUGACGAGGCCCGAUCCCCCGGACAAAACUCUGGGGGCGGAACCCCCCGCCUCUCCCUACCUCCAGGGCGAGACGACCUCUCAGAGGCCGGAGACGCGAGCAAUGCAAGUGUAGGAUCCGGAGACGGAUCAGGGUGUGACGACGACGACCCCACCGGGAAAAGCAAAAAUAGCAAAAAACGCGGCAUUUUUCCCAAAGUUGCGACAAAUAUCCUGCGCGCCUGGCUGUUCCAACAUCUGACCAAUCCGUACCCUUCGGAGGAUCAGAAGAAACAGCUGGCGGUCGACACAGGACUAUCCAUACUUCAAGUUAAUAACUGGUUUGUCAAUGCACGUCGACGAAUCGUUCAACCCAUGAUUGAUCAGUCGAAUCGAGCCGGUCCCUCCGGCUACCCCUCCCCUGACCCCACCGCCAUGGGCUACAUGGGGAUGGACAGUCACACCGCCGCGGCGAUGAUGGCGGGUACUGCUAGACCUGGGGAAAGUCCCUAUGGACUAUCCUUAUCAUGCAUACAACGCCUAUGGACAUCUUUAGUGAAAUUUUAGACAACAAAUUAAGUGCAAUUCUCUCCUUGCACUCUUGUGAUAUUGAAGUAAAAUAUUAAGACUGCUCUACACUAUCCAUUGCUCGAUCGAUUGAUCGAUUGAAGAAAAAUCGCUGCACCGACGGCUUAAAGCUGGGUGCAGCUACCUAGUCCUUAGAGCAGCUACGCACUCAUGCGUCACUUACGCCCGGCCUAAUGCGUAGGAGGACGCUAUUUGACAUUAUGUAUUCAUAUUAUUCAUAAUUUUGGAUUCAAUUGCAAUUUUUUUCCUUUCACGUUGUUUUGGCUGACUACCGAAGAUUGAUAAACGCACGUUAUGAGAAAGAAUUGCGUAGUUCAUCCUAGCUUAUCUUUCACUUCAUUGUAAAUUUAGUUUCUUUAAAAUUAUAACCGUGUUAUUGUACUGAUGCUUUGCUUGCUGUAGAUAAAAUAUUAAUGAUUGUUAAUGUCCAGUAAUUUUUUGACGUAAACUUAACAAUUACUGCGUUCUGAUUCCUCAGAACUUUACAAAUUUGUAUCUCAUUCAGAAUUUUUAUUUCAGA
This is a messenger RNA of Eurytemora carolleeae, 3452 nucleotides long. RefSeq names its product neurofilament heavy polypeptide. Lineage: Eukaryota; Metazoa; Arthropoda; Copepoda; Calanoida; Temoridae. The transcript has 14 exons. Gene Ontology annotation, molecular function: RNA polymerase II cis-regulatory region sequence-specific DNA binding; DNA-binding transcription activator activity, RNA polymerase II-specific. The record is from RefSeq and is a predicted model, not a curated record. Gene Ontology annotation, biological process: brain development; positive regulation of transcription by RNA polymerase II; eye development. The coding region runs from base 59 to 2911 and encodes 950 amino acids.